CCCGAAUUUAGAGUCGAGCAAACAGCACCAAAAUCUAUUGACGUGUCGUCAUUCGAAAAAAUAUUUCUGUGAAGCGAACUAAGCUGUAUAGUGAACUUGAUAAACACCAACGAUUUGUUGAAAAAUGAACUGGUUCAGUAUUAUAUUAUUCUUAUUUGCAAUUCAGUACAGUAGUGCAUUGUAUUUUCAUAUCGGCGAGACGGAACGUAAGUGCUUUAUUGAGGAGAUUCCGGAUGAAACCACUGUUAUAGUCAACUAUAAGGUGGAGUUAUACGACCCACGUAGCGGUGGAUUUAUGCCAUCCUCGCCCGGUAUCGGAAUGCAUGUUGAAGUAAAGGAUCCAGAUGACAAAACUAUAUUGUCUCGGGUAUACAGUUCUGAAGGCCGUUUUUCUUUCACUUCGCAUACACCCGGUGAGCAUGUGAUCUGCAUGUAUUCAAACAGCACAGCUUGGUUCAGCGGCUCGCAGUUGCGAGUACAUUUGGACAUACAGGUUGGUGAGCAUGCAAUCGACUACGCUAAUGUGGCUCAAAAGGAAAAGCUUACCGAAUUGCAACUGCGCAUUCGACAACUAUUGGACCAAGUGGAUCAAAUCACUAAAGAGCAGAACUAUCAACGGUAUCGCGAAGAGCGCUUCCGUCAAACCAGCGACAGCACAAAUCAGCGCGUACUUUGGUGGUCACUCGCUCAAACACUUGUUCUCGUCACCAUGGGUCUAUGGCAGAUGAAACAUUUGAAGAGCUUUUUUGAGGCGAAGAAACUGGUCUAGUUAGUAAAUUGUCUACUUUAGGUUUAUUUGGUAUGACAUUUUUACUUUUUACUGGAUUUUUUCGUGAAAAUUUGUCGAGGAAACUUUGCAACCAGUAAACACCCAUGUGUGUGUCGUGAAAAAAUGCGUGUAUGUGCAAUGAAACCGCUUAAUAAAAUGAUUGAUAGUUGAUGAA
Topomyia yanbarensis is the source of this 944-nucleotide messenger RNA. It is a transcript of the gene eca, whose product is annotated as transmembrane emp24 domain-containing protein eca. The coding region runs from base 125 to 769 and encodes 214 amino acids. The record is from RefSeq and is a predicted model, not a curated record. The transcript has 4 exons. NCBI's taxonomy places the organism in Eukaryota, Metazoa, Arthropoda, Insecta, Diptera, Culicidae. Gene Ontology annotation, cellular component: COPII-coated ER to Golgi transport vesicle; endoplasmic reticulum-Golgi intermediate compartment; Golgi apparatus. Gene Ontology annotation, biological process: intracellular protein transport; endoplasmic reticulum to Golgi vesicle-mediated transport; Golgi organization.